CUGACCAAGGAAGAAACUGGUAUCCAACAUAAUGUUUGUUAGAGUGUCUUACCUGUGUCUGAUCAGUUUGGUUUUGUUCGUGGCUUUGGAGACUGUUCGUUCGGAAGAUGAAAAUAUCAGGAGUCCUGAGACCAGGGCAAUAAAUAAAAGAGGAUGGUGGAGGAAAUCACAUCGUCACUGGAGAGGACGAAAGGUGGCCUUCACUGCAUAUCUCGGUAAUCAGAAAAUAUAUCGCGCUAAGCAGGUUAUAAGGUACUCUCGUGUGACAUACAACUUAGGGAGAGCGUACAGACGGGGUAUUUUCCGCGCCCCCUCAAGCGGAGUAUACGUCUUCUUCUUCACGUCCAUGCCACAACGAGGCAAAGGAGAUGCUCUUUGGUUGGUGAAAAAUGGAAGAUUAGUAGUCGAGUCUGUGUCUGGAAGAGUAUCCUCGGCUUACAACAUGGGGAGUAAUAUGGCAAUCUUGUCCCUUAGAAGAGGCAACAAGGUUUGGGUCCAAACUUCCCCGAAAUGGAAAUCCUCAAGGAGAUACAGAUACAAGUUCUCAGCCAAUUCAUUUUCCGGCUUUCGGUUGUAUUAGUCAGUCGUCUGACAAACAGCUUUUGCAAAAUAGAUUGAAAUAUUGAUCAUUAAAAAAUAAAUCGUUUUGACACUUCA
Saccostrea echinata is the source of this 657-nucleotide messenger RNA. Its product is annotated as collagen alpha-2(VIII) chain-like. Gene Ontology annotation, molecular function: protein binding. The record is from RefSeq and is a predicted model, not a curated record. The transcript has 4 exons. Lineage: Eukaryota; Metazoa; Mollusca; Bivalvia; Ostreida; Ostreidae. Bases 32 to 580 code for a protein of 182 amino acids.